AUGUAUCUUACGGUCAACCUAGAGGAAGGCUUAGACGAGUGCGGAACAUGUCCAGGAAUCGGCAAGGGCUGCUUGUGGACGGAGGAUGGCUACCGGUGCGUUUGUAUUGAGCCUUUCGAGGAACAAGAAGAUGGAAGAUGCAGAUGUCCAGCUGGGUAUAAUUUCGUUGGCGAUAGGCAGUAUGCGUCUGAUAGAUGCGUUCAUGUUUGCGACGACCCAAAUGAAGAGUUCUGUGGGGAAGGAGAAAUUUGUGUCCCGCUAGAAAAUGGAGCAGAAUGUGUUUUAUCGGAGAAGAGCAUUUUUGAGUUCUGA
Molecule: messenger RNA, 312 nt
Organism: Oikopleura dioica
Lineage: Eukaryota; Metazoa; Chordata; Appendicularia; Copelata; Oikopleuridae
Source: the annotation of a GenBank genome assembly